Ustilago hordei is the source of this 498-nucleotide messenger RNA. RefSeq lists its product as uncharacterized. The transcript has 3 exons. Lineage: Eukaryota; Fungi; Basidiomycota; Ustilaginomycetes; Ustilaginales; Ustilaginaceae. The record is from RefSeq and is a predicted model, not a curated record. The coding region runs from base 1 to 498 and encodes 165 amino acids.
AUGAGUCCCUUUAUUUGCUCACUCCUCGUCCUCCACAUUCUUUUCUUUUGCCUGGUCAGGGCACCGUUGUCUUCCUCCCCGAUGCCACAGGUCGUCAGUGAGAGCGAGGAGGGUAUUCAGCAUUUGUGGAACCAUGUGCAACGUGGCAUUUUUCUCGGCGAGUUGGACAUACACGACAAAGUUGUUGCCCGUUCAUGGAAACAUUUUUUGAUCACCGAUGGCAAGGAUUGGAUUAACCACAAAGCUUCAGAAGCUGCCAAACCCUCAUUCCUCGACCUAACGCGGUUCAAGCCCGAAAAGGCUCUUUAUGAGUUCAGUCAGCACUCUUCAUCUGAAAAGACGAUGGCUGAGGAACUAGUCACUAAAUUUGCAGAGUUGCGGAAGAAAGAGAUUCUGAUCUUAAAGGAUCAGAAGAAGUUGGAAGCGCAUAUGGCACAACAUGAUGCGAUGAUCAAGACGAGGAACAAGCAGUGGGGAAAAGAUCUUCGUCUCGGUUAA